GGGCACGGUAGAGAGCGCACGGGCUCCAGUGCUCGUCCGACCGUGCUCCUCCAGAUGGAGAAGAGGAGGCCGCCGCGGCCCCUGCGCUCGUUUGGCCUCCGCCUGUCUGCCGCUGCAAGGAAGAGAUAAGGCCACAGGCUGCGACCCUUGCGCUCGUCUGGCGCGUGCCCUCCGCCCGUCCGCCGCCACAAGCAGAGGCGGCUGCUGCCCCCCUGCGCUCGUCCACCAGCCGCCACACCUCAAGUCCUCAAGCCGAAGCUCUCUUGCCGCUGCGCGUCCACCCUCCUCCGCCUGGAGUGCCGCCAGUCGCCCUUUCUCCUCCGUCUUUCUUCUUCCGCAGCUCCGCUGCUGCCUCUGCAGAUCCGGCGCCACUAGCCUUCCCUCCUCAACUCUUGCGGGGGAUCGCGGUGGGCGGCGCGAGGGAGCAGAUCGAGGCGGCGCAGGACGAGCUCGACGUGCGGCGGGAGCAAAUCGGGGCUUCCCGCUUGCGCGCUGCAGCCACCUCCCACACUGCGGCGGCGCUGCUACUUCUCCUCGACGUCCGCCGCCUAAGCCUCCGCCACCUCCUCGGCGCCCCGCGAUGUCUUCAUCUCCGGAGACGAGUGUGUUUCACCUCAGGAUCAACCAGGGGCUACUGGACUGCACAAAUUGCCACCGAACCCUCCGGCCUGAAACUUACCACUGCAGAGCGUACACGUGCCGCCAGUGCAUCCGCGGUCAAAUCUAUUGUCGUGACUGUAUCCACCGCCACCAUUGUUUGGCUACUGAUACUCACUCCACCUGCGAUUUGCUGAACAACAUCAUUGCUCAGAUAAAGUUCAAAUGCAACUGCAACAAAUACAUUCCUUACUGCGAGUUUCUGGAACACCAGCGUCAGUGCCCUUCUGCCAAAUAUUCCACUCAUCCUGCCCGGUGGAGGAAGUGCAUCCUGAAGACAAGUUUCCUUCAGUGUUCCGAAUGCAAGGUUCCUCUCCGGCCUCCCAUUUUCUCGCUUUGGUUUUGUAACCGUCUCAUUUGUAGCGCCUGCUACCAUGCUGAUCUCGGCACCUACCGUCACUGUACUGAGCUCGAGUACCUCCUCCAAGGUAUAACAGUCAAAUGCGUUGCCUGCAAACAAUACCUUCCAUUCUCCACAUUGGGGUCCCACCAGGUUGGCGAUUGCCUCAAGCAUAAAUUGCAAAACAUCGCCCCAGAUGAACAGGAAACCGAGAUGGGCAGCAAUAGUAUCCAUGGGAAACACAAGCGAAAGGCUCCUUUUGAGGUUGGUAAAAUGGACAAGCACAUUGUUCAUGGUGAUGAGGUUGGGUAUGAUGACGGCUCAUGUGAUGACAACCAUGGCACGAGUGAGGAUGUGUUCAGUUGUGAAGAUGAUUCUGUUGACAAAAUGGAUGAAGGGGAGGAAAUUGAAAAGCCUGCGACUGUCAAAAGGGUGGCUAAGAAUGCCUUUAAGACAACUUGUGAUAGGAAAGCAAAGAUUGCAAUGCCAUAUGGGCAGAAAACAGCCCAGGCCAGCGCGUCGCCGUCUCAACGCCGCCGCAUCACAACUCCCCGGAAGCCACCUCCACCACGGUUUGUUCCUCAUCGCCCAGUCACCCGCAGCAGGACAGGCAAGCAACAGACCAAAUGUUAAGCUUCCAACAUCCAGUGGGAGCAGUUCUGCGAGCAGGACGCAGGACGCCUAUAUUGUUGUUAGCUAGUUAUAAGGUUUGUAAUAGCCGCAUUCGGCUUUGGCAUCUUGAGCAAAUUAAUGGCACUUUGAGGCAAUGUGCGAUUUCAACUUAUUACAGAUAGGUUUGUAAUAGCCGCAUUCGGCUUUGGCAUCUUGAGCAAAUUAAUGGCACUUUGAGGCAAUGUGCGAUUUCAACUUAUUACAGAUAAUGUAAUCGAGAUCAGAAUCACAUUUCUCCA
Panicum virgatum (switchgrass) is the source of this 1908-nucleotide messenger RNA. RefSeq lists its product as uncharacterized. The record is from RefSeq and is a predicted model, not a curated record. Lineage: Eukaryota; Viridiplantae; Streptophyta; Magnoliopsida; Poales; Poaceae. The transcript has 10 exons. Bases 581 to 1630 code for a protein of 349 amino acids.